Molecule: messenger RNA, 945 nt
Organism: Laccaria bicolor S238N-H82
Lineage: Eukaryota; Fungi; Basidiomycota; Agaricomycetes; Agaricales; Hydnangiaceae
Exons: 4
Coding region: 1-945 (314 amino acids)
Source: RefSeq, a predicted model, not a curated record
AUGUCCGUCCCUCGAACCCCGAUUUCUCGCGAUACUCCUCCAAUCCCGGCUCAGGGUGCUCCUGGAGAGGCAACUAUCGCUCAGAGCCUCAAAUAUGCAGAUGAACUCUGCGGUUCAAAUUUUGAGGUCAUGGAAAGACACUACAAUGAAGAAGGAUCAUACCUUGGUCAGGGAGCGUUGAAUCUAUUCUGUCAGACAUUGUGCGGCCAUCCCUUUGAGGAUGCGAGGGAUUACCAGUAUAUGGAUACUACAUUUGCGUUUGUAGGCCUUAAGAUCCGACCUUCCCAUUUCCUUAAAUACAUAGAGUAUUUGAUCAAGUUUGUGGUGGAUGAAGGAAAGGCAAACGAGCCCAUCGCUGAGUUCAUCCGCGGGAUCAAGGACCUUCCAGAGUGGACAUUUGGAGCACAGGAAGAGCUGACUCGCACAUGGAGCGUGCUUUGGAACGCACUUUCCUUUAACCCAGACAUACCACUAUCACUAUCGUCCUUCGAAUCAAGAGUAUCAGAGCUCUUGCAACUUUCUCCGCCCAACGCAGCCAGGAUCGCCCCUGGUCUCAAGCUCAAAGCCGGUAUCAUGGAUCUUGAACAUCUGGGUAUCAAAGUUCGACCAACAUUGAACCUCGAUGAGCACAUGACGUUGGAGGACGAUACCCUCAAAGUCCUAAAAUUAUCACGCGGAACUUGGACUUUGUGCUUGACGUAUCACGAAAAUCUUGUCGCCAAAGCACUGAACAUUGAUACCCUGGGAAGAGAAGUUCUCGGUUCGCUCUUCACCUUAUACGGAGAAGCCGCGCUGAUGAAAAAGGCCGGUGAGAUGGAACUUUUGCUGGUCGAGAGUGAUCAGGAGCUCCCGCUGUGGACACGUGUACUCAGCGAAGAUUACAACAAAGUCACCCACCGAGUAAGUCGCUCUCGUAGCACUGCCCGAAACACACUUCAAUUGUAG